Messenger RNA from Pseudopipra pipra, 3733 nucleotides. RefSeq names its product sorting nexin 29 (gene SNX29). The coding region runs from base 90 to 2552 and encodes 820 amino acids. The record is from RefSeq and is a predicted model, not a curated record. Lineage: Eukaryota; Metazoa; Chordata; Aves; Passeriformes; Pipridae. Gene Ontology annotation, molecular function: phosphatidylinositol binding. The transcript is spliced from 21 exons.
GGCGGGUUCCGGGGCGGGCGGUCGCUGCCGGCCCGGCCGUGGCUGAGCGGGAGAGCGGCGGCCCCGGCGGACGGAGCCCCGCGGGCACCAUGAGCGGUUCACAGAACAAUGACACUAAAAGACAGUUUCUUCUAGAACGGCUGCUGGAUGCAGUUAAACAGUGUCAAAUACGGUUUGGAGGAAGAAAAGAAAUUGCUUCAGACUCCGAUAGCAGAGUGACUUGUUUGUGUGCUCAGUUUGAAGCUGUGUUGCAGCACGGCCUGAGGAGGAGCCGAGGACUGGCAUUAACAGCAGCAGCAAUCAAACAGGCAGCAGGUUUCUCCAGUAAAACUGAAACAGAGCCAGUGUUCUGGUACUAUGUGAAGGAGGUUCUGAACAGGCACGAGCUGCAGCGCUUUUACUCUCUGAGGGCCAUCACCUCAGAUAUCGGCAGAGGCCGGGCCUGGCUGCGCUGUGCACUGAAUGAGCAUUCCCUGGAAAGAUACGUUCAUAUGCUGCUGGCAGACAAGAAUCGACUCAGUGUCUUCUAUGAAGACUGGUCUUUUAUGAUGGAUGAAGAACGUUCCAGUAUGAUCCCUACAAUGGCAGCUGGUCUGAACUCCAUCCUUUUCGCCAUCAACAUUGAUAAUAAGGAUUUAAACGGGCAGAGCAAGUGCACACCCACCGUGUCUGAUUUGUUAAAGGAAUCCACACAAAAUGUAACUUCCCUGUUGAAGGAAUCCACGCAGGGCGUGAGCAGCCUCCUGAGGGAGAUCACUGCCUCCUCUGCUGUCUCCAUUCUCAUCAAACCUGACCCAGACACUGACCCCCUUCCUGUUCUGCCCCGGAAUGUAAAUGCUGAUUUGAGAUAUAAAAAAGAUCGAAAAAAGAAGAAGAGAGUGACCAAUAUUAUCUCAUUUGACGAAGAGGAAGAUGAGCAAAAUUUGGGGGAUUCCACAAAGACUCUGAUUACAGGAGAAAGCUCAGAGGAGAGCGUAGACAGAUCCUCAGUCCUUGCAUUGUCCUCAUCUGAAAGCACUCUUGGAAAAAAUUUGAACGGGAAUGAAAGUAACAGUUCGUGGAAGAGCAAUUCAUUGCCUCACUCUCUCAUGAAUGGAGAGUACGAGUACCAGAAACUGGAUGUGAAGAGCAUUGAUGAUGAAGAUGCAGAUGAGGAUGAGCUGUAUGGAAAAACAUUAGGAAAUAAAGGCACAGAAGGUGAAACUGAAGCUUCUGAAAAGACUCAUGAAAUAGGCACUUGCAACUCUCAGAUAUGCAGCUGGACUCCUCUGCAGGUCCUCAAUGAUGACUCAGAUGUGCUGUUCCCUGUCAGUGCUGUUGGCUCUUACUCCCAAACAGAUAACUUGGAGAACGGAGAGGGGCAUGAACAUGUUGUUCAUCCGGUAGAACUGGUUCCCAGAAGAUCUGAUCUCCCUUACAGAGUGGAAGUCAGUCCUCCAGCACAAGUGAAUACUUUAAGCAGUAUGUUGCCUUCAGCCACCGUGCCAGAAUCCAUGACAAUUAAUGAACUUCGUCAAGCCAUCGUGGCCAUGAUGAAUAGGAAGGAUGAACUGGAAGAGCAGAAUAGAUCCCUGCGAAAUCUGCUGGAUGCAGAGAUGGAGCUCUCAGCAGCACUGAGGCAGGAGAUGGACAACUGGAGAAGGAAAGUAGCAGAGCAGGAAGAGCGACAUGCCACCAAAGUCCAGGCCUUGGCACGAGAAAAUGAGGUGCUAAAAGUGCAACUUAAGAAGUAUGUAGGAGCUGUCCAGAUGCUCAGACGAGAAGGUCAAACAGUGGAAGUUCUGCCAAACAUUUGGAGCACUGAUGGUGAAUUUACGAUUCCAGAGCAAAAGCAAGUAGAGAACAACGAGGAACUCGCCAGCUCUUAUGAAAGAAAAUUGAUUGAGGUGGCUGAAAUGCAUGGGGAGCUGAUUGAAUUCAAUGAGAGGCUGCACCGUGCCCUGAUGGCUAAGGAAGCUCUCGUGUCCCAGAUGAGACAAGAGCUAAUUGAUUUGAGAGGCCCGGUCCCUGGAGAUUUGAGUCAAACAUCCGAAGAUCAGAGUUUGUCAGAUUUUGAAAUAUCAAAUCGUGCUCUUAUUAAUGUUUGGAUUCCCUCAGUCUUUCUGCGUGGAAAAGCUGCUAAUGCAUUCCAUGUUUAUCAGGUUUAUAUCAGGAUAAAGGAUGAUGAAUGGAAUGUGUAUCGAAGAUAUGCAGAGUUCAGAAGCUUGCAUCAUAAAUUACAGAGUAAAUACCAGCAAGUGAGGACUUUUAACUUUCCACCUAAAAAGGCCAUUGGAAACAAGGAUGCAAAGUUUGUAGAAGAGCGACGCAAGCAGCUACAAAAUUACCUAAGGAACGUAAUGAACAAAAUUAUUCAAACUGUGCCAGAAUUCACAGCCAAUCCCAAAAAAGAGACACUUAUUCAGCUGAUGCCCUUUUUUGUUGAUAUUCCACCUUCUGGAGAGCCAGUGAGCAAAGGCAAUCGCUCGAGGGUGACCCCGCGCUUCCCCAAACUGGCCCGCAGCCACCAAAGGGAGCCCCGGAGCCUGGAGCCCCAGAGUGGGGAUCUCUGACCCUUUGUCCUAAUUGUGAACACGGGCACCACGUACUUUAAGUUGUUCUGUGAUUCCUUCCUAGCCUAUAUUUAUAAUUUAAGCUCCUGAAGAGACUACAGCUGCAUCAACUUAAAUCCUGAAAAGAGACAUUCAUUGCCAAGGGUCAUAUCCUGAUUAACUACUUUGGAAGGCAGUAAUCACUUUCUCAAAAGAAUAUGAGGGCUCUUCACCAGAGCUCAGCAAACUGAUGGCAUUUUCUUUGUUUUGUUAAGCUGCACUGCACAUAUUCUCCUUUGUUCCCCUGAAGUACUUCUUUUACAAUGAAUUCCUUGUUUGUAUUAUGUUGUCUCCCUUUUAACAUGUACAUUUUUCUGUUCCAGAGAGACAUGGGUAUCGUGUCAAGACAAUUUUUUUUUCCUUAGGAGAACGGUUUUGAUUAUCACUACUUAAUAUGUCAGAAGGAUGUGCUUAAAAGAACCUCACUAAUUUAUUACCUUUUGUAAAUAGAAGGACUGGGUUGUUUUGUUUUUUUUUUUUUAUUGUAAACCUCUGACAUGCAAAGGUUUUUAAAAAAACUUGACAAUGUAGAUGAUGAGAAAAACAUUACAGGUGGAAAAAUAGCUUUUGUACAUUUCUAGUUAGAUAUUCUCAAUAGCUUUCAUUUGUGGGAAGUAUUCUUUAAAAUCAGAGAAUGUAAUAAUUUUUUAGUAAAAUUUCAGUCCUGCUGGAAGGCAGAUGCAAUAUUAUUAAUUUUUACAAACCACUGCAAGGAUACACAAAAUUAGCAUGGUGCAAAAUAGUGCUUUCAAGUCUUGGGUUAUAUUUUGUUAUCAGUUUGUUGCUGAUGUUACAGAAUAGUCCAUCAUUAAUCUGAUUUUGUAAAACCCUUCACAUCGUGAUACUUAAAAAUUGCCUGUAAUGAAAGUGCCUGUUACCCAUCACCUCUUAUUGAAAAGUAAUUUGUAAUGCUACUACUGUAAGAGUGACUAAAAUAUUGACAAGAAAUAUUACAAGUGAUGGAAGUCCUGACAUGGAUUAACUGGAAUCCAGUUCAGUAUCCAUUAGUUGCACUGCCGUAGGCAGUUAAUUAUGUUUUAGCUAUCUUCUUCUCUUCAUUAAGUUUAAGCAGUAUACGUUCAAAUUUUCCAUUAAUUGUAUUCUGGUUUUCCUUUGUGUAAGAAUAUCUUUCUUCUCAGAAG